CGGCAGCGGCCCCUAGCGGCGGCGGGCGGGGCCGCGGCCCGCAGCCCGGCAUGGAGGAGGCCGAGGGGGCUGCGGGCGGCGCGGAGCAGCGGGGCCCCCGCCGCCGGCCCGGGCCCGAGCGCUCCCCCAGCCCCAGCCGCCUGGACGUGAGCUCCAGCCGGUUCGAUCCGCUGCUGGCGCUGUACUCCGCCCGCACGCCGCUGCCCUUCCCCGCCGCGCCCUGCUUCAACAACCUGGCCGAGUACGAGAGCUUCCAGCGCGGCCUGCUCCGCCCGCGCGGCCGCCGCGCCGCUCCCUCCCGCCGCGGCCCGCCCGCCUCCCGCGCCGCCCGCCGCGGGCCGCCCGCCGCCGACCCCGAGCGCAUCCAGCGCCUCCGCAGCCUCAUGGUGAACGCGGGCCCCGAGCAGGAGGCGGCCGAGGGCGGCGCGGCCCGGCGCCGGCGGCCGCCGCGGAACGUCCUCACCCGGAUGCCCCUCCAUGAAGGCAGCCCACUGGGGGAACUUCAUCGCUGUGUCCGAGAUGGUGUAAAAAUCAAUGUCCAUAUCCGCACUUUCAAAGGGCUUCGUGGAGUCUGCACAGGGUUUUUGGUUGCAUUUGACAAGUUCUGGAAUAUGGCCCUUACAGAUGUGGAUGAGACAUACAGGAAACCAGUAAUGGGCAAAGCUUUCUAUGCAGAACCUCAGCUCACCCUAACCCGGCUGUUUGACAGACUCAAACUGCAGGAGUCCUCAGUAAAGAAGGGAGCUGACUCAAAGACUGUCUCAGAGGAGCUAGCCUUGACAAAUGACUCUCAGACGCUGGGAUUGAAAAUUGGAUCGGGACGAGGGAGAGCAGAAGAUGAGCGUGAGAAGCAGAAGCGCUUGGGCAGAGCUGGAGAAAAGAAGAUGCCAGGUGACAGUUUGCAUCUGGCUACCAGAGGUGAAGCUGAUGUGGGUAGCAGGACUGCCCACGCAGAGGGUGCCACUGCUGGUGGUACCCAUGCAAGAAGCCGUUCGCAGAGAAAAAGGCGGCCCAAAGUGGAUUAUCAGCAGGUGUUCACACGUCACAUAAACCAGAUUUUUAUUCGAGGAGAGAAUGUCUUGCUUGUGCACUUAGCACAUUGACGUGGCUGAGCCUUUGUCAGUGUAUUUAUUUGAUAGCAUGAAUUGCCGCUGUAGCUCUCAUUGCUAUUUAGCGUUCUCAUUAAGUAUGAUGGUACUGUGACUGGUUUCCCCUUGCCAAACAAGGGAAAUAAUUCUAAGUGGAGCAUCCUGAGCUUGAUGCCAAAGCAGCCUCCUUAGAUCUCUGUCAGGGGUCUCAGGACAAGGUCAGCAACACAGUUGUUUCUGUGAGAUGAGGGAGGUAAGCACAGUCCCUCUGCUCCUUAAAUAGAAGCUAAAUGGAAAGGGCUGGAAGAGAAUUUUGGUGUACUCUGUUAUAGGAGCUAAUUGUGGCACAUGUUUAAGGAGUUUAAGAUUAGAUCUCCACUUGAAAUGAAUUAUAAAUGCUAUUUUGCAUGUUCUGAAUAAUCUCAAGAGAAGAUUGAAAAUGAAACCAACAGUUUAUCUGCUGUUGUUACAUGGAUGUCCUCUUCUCCAGACAUAAUUCUGAUAGUCAUUUUGAAGUAGCCCAUAAAAAGGUGGAGUGACAUACUACUGAUGGCUGUUAGCCUGUUCUUCAUAGUUAGCUCUGUAAUGCCCUGUGUGAUAGACAACCUCUUAAUCGAAAACUGCUCUGUUUGUGUGAACGAUGGCAGGAUUUUAAUUUGUUUUCAGUAUCAAAGCUUAGGCUUCUGUUGUAACGCUGUGCUUUAGCCCUGUGUCACCAGCAAGCAGCUAAUGUAGCUGACCCAGGGACCUCCAUAUUUGGAGUUUAUCUGUGAAUGUUGUGGAUGCAGAUGGAAAAUUGUACUUUCAUAUUUCACCAAUUUGCUACUUAGUGAAAUAGCGAAGUUUGCAAAGAUGUAGUUUUUCUUCUCGGAUUGAAGUGUUUGUGCUGAGCACAACUGUACUGUAUCUAAGCGCCUUUCAAGUUCCCUGUGUUGAAACUAGAGGUGCUGUGUCUCCAGCAGUUCUCAUGGAGCAGAAAUCUUCAUGGGUCUUUCCUAUCCAUAUGAAUGAUGUGUCAUCUAAUUCCAGUUGAACUGAGCUUUGGAGGUGUGCCUAAAAAAUCUUUUGAAUUAUAGAAGUCAAACUCAGCUCAUUAGUAGUUUUAUUUUAGCAAGGUUGUUAAGCUAUUGUAGAUCAGGCCAGGCUUCUGCAGGUAUAAACUGCUUUCCAAGAGAACUGCAUGCAGAAGUUUGGGGGUAAAUGAAGCUGUUAUGUUAUCUAGUCUGUUCCCUUAGUUGUCGAAGGACACUAGAUUGCACGCUGCUAUUCCUGUAUUCAUCUCAACUACCUUAUGCUUUGCAGCAGCGCCCUGUGUUUAAGGUGAAGUUGGGAGAUUGCUUUGUAGCAGGUCUUGUAUUCCAUAUAGAGGUCAUAAGUCCUCAAACUGAGUGACUGUGGUCUCACUGACUUAUAUUUCUGUUCCUGCAAAUGCAACAUACUGCUUGCUAGUCGUUAGGGUAUGUCUGUUGUUUGGGUGAAUUACAGAAAUGGUUUAGCAGGAGUUCUGGACAAACAAAGCAGCUGUAUGCCUCUGGGGGAGCCUGAAACUUUUAUGUCAGCAUUUCAGAUGACAUGGGGCUUGGAUGGCUGUUCAGCUCAGCCACUGAGCUGCAAACCCAAGUUCAGCUUGGGACAGAAAUGCCUCAGAAUAAAAAAUACUGUUGAGGCAAAACAGUUUCAUGAAGGGUAUGGAAAAAAAAAGAAAAAAGGAAAAAAAAAGAAAAAGGAAAAGAGUUUCUACAGUUUCUUACCUACAUAUCAUACAUAGCUUUAUUGCUGUAAUCCCUUCCUACUGUGAACUGAGACUAGGCACUGAAAAGGUUCUUCUCUUGCAGGUUCUUGUUUCCUCUCCUUUUGUGCUGUUCUUGUUUGUGUUCAUGUGGGCUGCAGUUCUUCCGUUCCCCCCCUUCUGUCAGUGCUUUGUCUCCUCAGGACAUUCUAAAUCUGGUUUAGGGAGAUUGUUAUUGAAUACACCUCCAGUUGUCCUGGCUCUCUGAACCUUGCCUGGUUGGCUUUUCACGUGGUUGCCAACUAACCAGAACCCUCACCAACUGUUAGAAACAUGUGAAGCUAGAAACAAGGAGCUUAUUUCUGCUCCUGACAUCUCAGCAGCUUUUAUUAUGUUUUUGGUUGUGCAUUGUUUUUUCCACUCUGCUUUCUGACCGUUUGGGUUUUAUUUCAGUUGCUUGGGAUGACUUACCUCUGCCUUUUCCAUUCAUGCCAAAGGCUACUGGUUUUGACCUCUCCUCCUUCCUUUACGCUGGACCAAAGGGUGUCAGAUCUCCACUCAAGCCUACGUACUAUGACAUCUAAUUGAAUUCUUGCUUUUCUUUACCUCAUAUUCUUAAUUCUCUUUGUCAGCCUAGUUUAUACUGCCUUGUGCAUUAAGAUACGACUACCAGGAAUGUUUUUGUGGCUGUACUGCCCUCUUUCCUUGUCAGUUGACACUUUGCUGAGUCCUCAGUUGCUACUAGAAGUCUCAGUGUUUCCUUUCAUCAGAAGUUUUUCUCUGAAACCUUGCAGGUGUUUGUUGCUUCACAUCUACAAGUUUCUUUUUUCAUGUUUUAUGAAAAAUGCUGGUGCUUAGACUUGCAUUUGUGCCUUGAUUUUUAUAUCAUCACUGACCUGUUCUUCCAGAACCAUCACCUCAGUCAACAAACCUAGUUAAGAACUAUACAGUUUGUCUACUUUUUUUGCUCUACCUCAUUAUUAAACUGGUCCUCCUCUAUUUUCGUUGUUGUCUUACCUGUAGAGUUGGUUAAAAUUCUCUCUUCCAAUUUAGAUUUAAUGGCUUAUUUGGUGAUUCUUUGUUUCCUACUUCCCUAUCCACCUCUUAUUAUUACCAAGCUGCUUCCUAAAUAUAGCCUCUUCUACAAUUUCAGAUCUUCCAAAAUGUCUUCCUUUUCCCUUUUUCUAAAAUUGUAUCUUUUUUAAGUCUAUUAUCAAAAUGCUGUUUUACAAAUUUUGUCUCUUUCAAGCAUAGCAUUUGUGAUUUUCGUCUCUUUCAAGCAUCAUGAUUGUGACUAAGCAAGUGAUCCUGUAUGUGUGUUGUCACUUGCAUGUUUAAUACUUCAAAGUUGCUCUUUAAAUAAAAUCAAAUGUGACAUUCUGAAUAGAAGUCUCCUACCUCACUUCAGUAUUCGUUGUAAAUCUGUUUAACAAAAACAAAAAACAACCCUUGGAAACAAAUGAGCUUUGGGUUUUUGAUUGUUUCUGGUUAUUUCUUUCCAUGUUUUCCUUUUCCAAACUUAGCAUAAAAUCCAGGUUCUUUGUUCAAAAGGCUGUCUGCUCCUAGUCAUUCCUCCGUUGCUCCAGCGUCACAAAGAUGGUAUGAGGGUAGAUACCUGGAGCUAUUAUGCUAAAGCAUGAAGAGUAGGAGCAGGAGGCAGUCUUAAGAAACAGAGAGCUGUGGGAGCGUGAAAAAGCUUUGGGCCAAAUACAAAGAACUCUGUGGAAAGGAUCAGCACACUGGUUGCAACCUGUCCAGAAUUCCCAGGACGUUGUUCAGCCUGGUGCUCAGCAGUGAUUCCUGUAGCGUGUUUAUGGUGAGGUACCGAAUUAGUACAAGGAACAGUUUUCUGAACUACCUUUGAAGAAGUAUUGUGAUAAUUUGAGAAUUCUUUAAGAAUAAUUUUAAAAUAGGAGAGAAAUAAUGAAACUGGUGAAAUGCUGCAGAAAUGAUGUAACGGAGUAGUCUUGGAAUGUGAUGUUACAGAUACAUCUCAUGGUGUCGUCAUGUAUCUUUUCAUUGCCAACACAGUUCAGCAGGGAGCCAAGUCUCAUGGUUACUUUAGGAGUAGCAAUUUUAUUUGUAUGGUGAUAGAAUUCUAGGGACGUUUGCCAAUAGUCUGAAUGAGGUUUUCAUGGAAUCGCAGCAUAAAACCUUGCUGUGCUGUGGGGAUGCAGGGAAACUGGGAGGGAGAAUCAGGCUGAGUGCUGCAUUGUUACCCUAGUUGUGGCUGUCGUGGCUGGGAAUAUUGCUUGGGAAGCUCUUCAGCACAGGUUUUACUGAACACUUCUUAAACAGGGCUGUGGUGGUAGAAUAGAUAAGGUCAAAGGGGAAAAAAGGAGCUUGUAAAAAAGUGUGUGUUUAGUUCCUUCUCUCAACUGACUUACCCAGCUUGUUAAUUGCCUGGAUUUUUUUUUUUUUUUUCUGAUUUAGAGGCAGGUACUUAGCAUAACCUCACCAGGUGAUUAUUGCAGUAGCUGGUGAGUACUGUUUUCCAUCUGCUUCUUGUCCUUCAGUUUCUGGAUUCAUUUUUUCUGAUGCAGCUUUCCCUUCUGUGUCAUUGGGAAGCAGGGCGAUGUCUCUCGGCAGGAGUAGGCUUGACUGCCUGCUGUUUUUUCCCCCUUCCUAAGGAAUGUUACUCCAUCCAGUUUUGCAUCCAAUAAAUAGUUUAAUUUAUAGCCUUUGGCUAUUCUUGAUUUUCAUACUACUCUGCAGACUUUUGGAAUUACUUGAUCAGAAAAAUGAUUUAUCUUGGGUCGAUUGGAGUAAACUGAUUUUUUUUGAAAAAACUUUAAUUCCUUUUUUACUUAUUUUCCUUUCCGCGGUGCUAGGUUUCUCUAGUUUGCUGUUGCAGUAACCCACUUGCACCUAUGAAUCACUGUGGGUGAAGAAGUGUCCAGGAAAAGAGAAGCAAAGAAAAAAGAUGUCUGAUUUUUGUUGAAUUUGACAUUCAGUCCAACAUGCUGCCUGUGCUUCCCUUUCUGUUGCUUACUGGCACUGACCUAAAUGAGACAGGUGGAAACCGAUUUAAUCCAGAAUCUUGAAAGCAAAUGGAAAGGCAGCAGGGACAGCAAACUGUGAAAACAGAGUUUCUGAAGAUGCAUAUCUCCAGGCAAACUUCUAUAUUUGAUUAAACAGAUCAGAAUUAUAAUCACCAUCUUAAACUGUAAGCUCUGCAACUGGAUAAAAUUGGAAGGCACAGUACUACACCCUUUGAGAGGCAGCGCAGCAGCAGUAGCAGUGAUGCAGUGAUUCCUUCAGCCAGGCAAGCUCUUUCCUCAGAAGCUGUGGAGUUAUAUGCUAGUGUCUGCCUCAGGGCAUAACUGCAAAAUACUGCAAAUUAAUAUGAAGAUGUUUUCUCUCCUGCCUGCAUUGCAAAGUGUAAAACAAAUGCUGAAAUAUGCGUCUUCGGCAGCCCAGAGCUAUUUAACUUCAUGCUUUUGCUUCUUGGUACUGGCUUAAAAAUUUGAAGUUCAUACUAUAGCAAUCCUAAGACAGUCUUUGCUUUAUGAAAGGCUAACACUUACUAGAAAUAAUAUUGGAAAACUAAGCUAUUACAGAAUUUGUGGAUUUCUUAAUUGUGUAUUGCAAACCAAAAAUAGCUAUUCCUACGGAUGUUAUCAAGAUGCACAAAUGGAAAUACAUGAAGCCACAACUGGAAGGAGAGAGGAUAAAGAAAUACUUCUCUUCUUCUAGUGAAGGAAGAUGAUCUUCCUAGAGUGAGAUAGUAAUUUCAAAGCUAAUUCUCCCAGUUUGGAGGCUUGAUGGUAGGUGGGUGUAAACUCAAAGUGAAUUAAGGAUGCACCAAAAACGGAGCUGCAAGAGGCGUGGCUGUUUGCAGACUUGAGUAUCAACAGUCUUAACUUUACAGUGAGAGUUUCUAGAGAAGCAACACCAGUCUAUAGUCCUAAUGUCUACAGCAUUAAUUUCCACAAAAAGUUUGCUUGGCAUUAUUAUCCUCACCCAUUAGAAGAUGACAAAUACAAGGGUCUGUGAUGGGCUGCCCUAUAUUUUUCAAGAUGCUGCAGCAGUGGUGAGAUGUGAUUAGGUGGACAGAGGAAGACAGGGGCAGCCAGUUGCAAUAGGAACUCAAGGGGGGAGACCUAAAAUCUUAGUGAUGUCCUUCUAGCUAAUGAGCUACAAGUCUAGCAAAGGAGGAUAGAGUCCAAGCUUAGUUUUUAAUUUACCGAAAAUAUUAGUAUCAAUGUUUUGAUUUCAUUAAUAUUAAUAAAAAUAUUAAUAAAAUACUAAUACUCUGGUAGGGUAUGCUUGGACCAAAAAUGAAGAAUGUGCCCAAGUUUUCAUUUAGAAACUUUAGCUUGGUCAGAGUUUUUUUCAGCAGUGCCUGUGUCUCACCUUCAGAUAAACAUUAUUGCAACCUUUUUUUUUUUUAAAGUACUGCAUUUUUCAUGUAGCCAGUAAUGUUCAUUUCAUACCUAAAAAGUGCUUUAAAGAGCCACUGUCAUUAGGAGGAUGCGCCCAUUUUCAGGAGUUUACAUACCUUUUCUUCUGUUCUGUCUUGCAACCUAAGAUGAAACUGGCAACAGCUGGAUGUAAGUAAAGCAAUUAAAAUUUCCUUGGAAAGUAAAAACAACAUUUUAAAAAUCACAGCUUUUUCUGUCAGGUGUUGCCCAUGUAUCACCAGGAAAAAGUAUCCAUUGCUGCAUGGUAGUAAGGUUUUUCUCCACAAGUUUUCUAUGUAAGAGCAUCCUUUGCUGCAUUUUAUCCAUUAGCAGCCUGGGCCGAAAAAAAAAAAAAAAGAAGCCACUUGAGAAGAGGUAGCUGAGGCAGUCCGGUGGUGGUCCUCCAAGUGGGCACUGCAGGAUCAGUGCACUUGAUGAAGACUUACCUUGAUGGAAAAAAAAUGUGCGUAAUCUACUGUAAGUAUAACUCUGUAUGUUUUCCCGACUGUAGGCUUUCAUGGCAUGCUGAAAGUGUGAGAACAGGCAAAGAAAGAGGAGGGAGGCAUUACUUGGUGAUAACUCCUUGAAAUGGGAGGUUGCUUUCUAGCCUGUACGCUUCGGCAUAAUUUGGCCAGCACUGGGCAUUUGUAUUCUAUAGGUGAAGGGGGAGUAUGCAGAGCCGGUUCUGAAGCGCAGCCUCCGUUGCGUUGUGAGCAUUUCACAGCACGUGAACUAUGCACCAGGAGUCUCUGCCAGACUCCGUCCCUAAUAACUGACAUGUUUGAUCCUGCCUUUAAAAUUUUGUAGAGGAAACCCAGUGGGAGAAAAAACACGCAAACAAAUUUCCCCUUUUGAGGCAGGGAUGGUAGCAGGCUCGGUUAUCCUUGUUAGCUUCCUGGGGGUGCAGGAGUAAGGCCCGCUUUAGUGGAGGAAUAUCAGAGAUGGCUUGUCUCGUGAUGUUUACAAGUCCUUUUAGAUGUCACUGUAAGUGCUCUUGCUCUUAGCUGGUAGAAGUAAAGGCCUGUCAGGGAAGGAAAAUGCCUUCUGAUGUUCCUGGAUAACUAUUUUAUUAGCUGCUGGCUUCAUAGUGUACACUUGGAUGACUUAGCUGAAGAAAAUUAGUACACCUGAGACUUUCAGUCAGUCUUGUAUUCGUUUAGAAUGAGAAGUAGUUUGAUCAGUUUGUAUAAAAACAUAUCCAUCCUUUUUUCCUCUCAAAAGAUCAGUGCUCUCCCUCAGGAAAGAAAUGAAAGCUACUCCCACUCCUAUAGCGAUUGCUUCUGAUUUCCACUGCUUCAGAGCAAAGUGCAGCUGUGUCAUUGUAUCUUCAGCGUGACAGAUCAUUCUGAGAUGAGAAAAUGAGAGAAUCAUUUGGUUUCUUUAGAGCUAAAAUGGGCAUUACGAGGGGAGCAGUUGUGUUGACCUCUUUUUAGGUGGUGCAUGCAUCCACUGUAGUUGCAUGGAUGGGGACUUGUUAACCAAUUAGUCAUCUAUAAAACUUCCUUAACGAACCACAGAGGAGCAGCAUGACCUACCAGACUGACACAGGAUUGGAAGUCAGUUGCUGACAAAUUCUGAUCUCUUUACUGCCACUUGCUCACUGAAUGGCCUUGGCAAGUCACUUCCCUCCCUCUCCCUUAGGCUGCCCAGCUGCAGUACAUCAGAGAGCAGUCCUUGCCUGUCUCACCAGGAUUUGGGGAAGUGGUAAGUGCUAAGUAUUGUUAUUAAAACUAUAAUAUGUCAGGUAAUGCAGAUACAUAGAUCAUCUGCCCUCUCCAGGCACUUGACUGUUAGCCUUAUGUCCCAGCACACUAAAAGUGUGCAGGGUAUCAGGUACAAUGAUGCACUUCAGUCCUGAAAUUACUUAUGUCUUCAAGGUCAGAUUUGGUGACUUCAAUAUCUGUUUCAAAGCUGCAAUAUCACAUUUUGGUCAAAUGCUGAUAAAUGAGAAUGUAACUCAUUUGUAAUACCUUCUCUGUCUUCCUAAAUAUUUUGUUUCUUAGGAAGCUGAUGCUGCUAUGAACAUACUGAAUAAUACUGAAUUUGCAAUAUUCUGCUUUCCAGAUAUAUAUGUUUAUAUUUAAAAUUGCUAUGACUGCAAUGCAAUAAAUAUAUCCAUGUAACA
Molecule: messenger RNA, 9345 nt
Organism: Falco peregrinus (peregrine falcon)
Lineage: Eukaryota; Metazoa; Chordata; Aves; Falconiformes; Falconidae
Gene: LSM11
Product: LSM11, U7 small nuclear RNA associated
Exons: 4
Coding region: 51-1103 (350 amino acids)
Biological process (GO): mRNA 3'-end processing by stem-loop binding and cleavage
Cellular component (GO): U7 snRNP
Molecular function (GO): U7 snRNA binding
Source: RefSeq, a predicted model, not a curated record